AUGUAUCUGCCUACCAAGCUUCUUCCGCCACAAGCUCAGGCUAUUCUAAUUAUACUCAAUAUCCGACAUCGAGAUCUGAGAAAAGAAAUGGAUUUUGGGCGUAUUUUCUUUAAUUCCUCGUAUUCUGGCAACAUGAUUCCAGGAAAUGGUGAUUCCAUUUUUCAAGGAGCAACAUCGGUGAUGAACAUGGAGGAAACCUCAAAGAAGCGACCAUUUUUCAGCACACCGGAAGAACUCUAUGAUGAAGAGUACUUCGACGAGCAGUUGCCGGAGAAGAAACGCCGUCUCACUCCUGAACAGGUGAACUUGCUUGAGAAGAGCUUUGAGGCAGAGAACAAGCUGGAGCCAGAACGUAAAACUCAGCUGGCCAAAAAUUUGGGAUUGCUGCCUCGACAGGUGGCAGUAUGGUUCCAGAAUCGCCGUGCACGAUGGAAGAACAAACAGCUUGAAAAGGAUUACGAUCAACUUAAAUCCUCCUAUGAGUCCCUUUUGUCCAAUUAUGACUCCAUUCUCAAGGAGAACGAAAAGCUCAAAGCAGAGGUAAAAUCACAUCUAGCUAACUUAAUUGUCUUUCAGGAGCAUGGUUCAUGGAGCACUUUAUUUGUUGAGACUCCCUCAUUCCCUUUCUUAAGUGGACAAGGUGUAGCAUUGAAACUGCAGUUUUGGGCUCAACUGUUUCCAGAGUUGCCAAAUGAGAUAGAAUAG
Messenger RNA from Fraxinus pennsylvanica, 705 nucleotides. NCBI's taxonomy places the organism in Eukaryota, Viridiplantae, Streptophyta, Magnoliopsida, Lamiales, Oleaceae. The record is from the annotation of a GenBank genome assembly.